This is a messenger RNA of Rhincodon typus (whale shark), 7711 nucleotides long. RefSeq lists its product as uncharacterized. The transcript is spliced from 5 exons. Bases 1752 to 2492 code for a protein of 246 amino acids. Gene Ontology annotation, cellular component: membrane. The record is from RefSeq and is a predicted model, not a curated record. Gene Ontology annotation, molecular function: signaling receptor activity. Gene Ontology annotation, biological process: adaptive immune response. Lineage: Eukaryota; Metazoa; Chordata; Chondrichthyes; Orectolobiformes; Rhincodontidae.
GGCGGCGGCAGUAGCGGUGAGGGUGGUCGCGACUUCAGUGUCGGUGGCAACGGCAGCGAUGGUGUUCGCUGUCCCGGAAGUGGGGAACCCGGCGGUGGCGGAUGUGACGUCAUCUGUGGGUUCUCCGAUAGUGGCCUCAUGGCCAAUGGCGGCGGACCCAUUGUGGGGAAGGUCCUGGGUACGGCUGGGGAUUUGGGGGGUGGAGGAAGCCCGUUUUGGGUGGUAGGCACCAGUAAGUUUACUGUACUUACGGUUUUAUGGCAUAAAUGGGUCUUUUUUAGGUUGGCAAGAUCUAAAGAGUGGUGUGCCACAGGGAUCAGUGCUUGAUCCUCAAUGUUUUACAAUUUAUACAAACAGAUGAAAGAAUUGAAGGUGUGGUUGCCAAAUUUGCUGAUGACACAAAGGUAGAGGGAAAAAUAAGCUGUGAUGAAGACUUAAGCAAGGUACACAAAUACGCAGAUAGAUUGAGUGGGCAGAGAUGUGGAAAACUGAAUAUAGUAUGGGAAAAUGUGAAAUUGGCUAUUUUGUCAAUAAGGUUAAAAAAGAAUCUAAAUGGUGAGAGAUUGCUGAGCUCUGAGAUGCAGAGGGAUCUGGGUGUCUUUGUGUCUGAAUUGCAAAAUGCAGGCAGAGCAAAAAAUUUAGAAGUUAAUAGUCUUUCUCAAAGGACAUUAGUGAACCAGACAAGUCUUUAUGACAAUUGACAGUGGUUACAUGGUCAGAUUUAAUUCCACAUACUUGUCAAAUUCAAGUUUCACCAUCUAUCAUGAUCAGAUUUGAACCAAUGUCCCCUUUAGGAAAUCUAGAUUACUAGGCCAGUGAUCUGAUCAUUGUACUAUUGCUAACCUUCACUGAUCCUCCUCACAGGAUCUCCUCUCUACCUCCUCCACAUUUCCUGCUCAUGUUGCAGAGCAAGUACCACUGCAGUUACUGCUCCCAUGCUGUGUAGUACAACAUAUGUUUCUGCCUUUCUGUGAGUAAAUGAAAAGUUCCUCAGGUGGUAACCUAUUGAAUUGCCUCAUUGAUUGCAACAAAACAGGGCACAGCAUUCUUCCUGAUGCUUGUUGUCUCAGGAGUGAAUACGGAAAACAUACUCUGCACAAAUGGUGCUCAAUUUAGUUGGCUUAUGUUGCGACAGCCAAUGAUCUUGCUCCUUCAACCUCUUCGGUCACACACAGGAAAGGCAUCUGCAUGUGUUGAUCCAGUUACUUGUUGCAAUUUGCGUCGGUUUCUUGGUUAAGACCGAACAUUGCCUCCAAUGCUGCAACACUGCAUAACUCGAAGCGCCAAUACAGAAGUGAAUUUCGUAGCUAUGGAGUUGAAAAAUGGACCAAUCUGAAAAGAUGUAGCUAUUUAUGGUGGAAACUGUGAAAAUAAAAGCAAAUUUAAGAGCGAGUCAAUGCUUUCAGGAAAAGAGGGGACAUAAACGAAGCAAGUUUUGUUUUUGAAAAGAGAACAACCUUAAAAAAGUGUCUUAUUCAAAAUAGAGUCAGCAAGGCUCACUUAGUACAUUCACGUUUAAUAACUGAGCCUACGGAUUUGAUUGAAAUAAAAAGAACUUGAAUAUCAGUUCUGUGCUUUGUAGAAAUUUGUAGGAAAAUUUAGAAAUUAAAUUAGAUUAGUAAGCCUGGAGCAGUGAGAUACCAAUCAGACGUGGUUUUGAUGUAGAAACGGAAAUGGUAUUGCACAACCUUUGUGAUUGACUCGGCAAAAGAGUCUCGUGCAGUUGUAGCAGAUUCGCAGCUGCUGCCAAGAUGAACUUUAAUCAUGAUUACCUGCAGUUAAUACUGACACUGCAGUACACUCAGGUUCUGCUUCAAACAACUGAAGCCAUCCCAGACAGGAUAAAAGUCUCUCAAACUCCUCCAGAAAUCAAUGUCUCUGAAGGAAAUUCUAUCAACAUGGAAUGUUCUUGCGAAGAGGAUGUACAAGUGGAAAGCAUUAGGGCAGAUUGGACCAAAGACUCAGAAUCGAUCCUCAAUGCAACCAGUUCAAAUGGUUCUGUAAAUCAAGCUUACAUCAACAGACUCUCUUACUCUGUUGAAAAUACAAAAUCAAAGGUGACAAUCAAAAGUAUUACUCGAGAUGAUGCAGGACUGUAUCGCUGUAACAUGUUGAUUGAAAUACCACCACCAGUUCGAAGAGGCUAUGGAAAUGGAACAAUAUUGACAGUGCAAGCACACAAAAAUACACCCGAAUUGGGAGCUAUUGUAGGAGCGUUGGUAUUGUUGUUGAUAUUGGUUCCUGUAGUUUUAUUUUACAAGAAACAACAGAAAAUUCAGAGAAAUGCAAGAAAUACAACAGCAGUACCAGUCCUGUUUGAUGCUGCAAGAGAAGAGAUUAUUGAAGAAAAUCAGGAGAAUGAAGGGAAUGAGGAAAACUCAUCUUCAAGAGGCUCAACUCAUUGGCUGGCCUCAUCAUUGUAUGAAUCGUUUGACUACUUUGCAAUCCAAAAUGUAAACGAAGAAACCAGAUGCACAGUCUCAUCCAGAUGAAUCUUCAACAUACAUGUGAAAGUAGAAGACUAUUUUCAAAAUUGACUUUGUUCGUAUUUUAAAUUUUUCACCAUUUCAGGAAGACCAAGAGUGAAGGCUGCUUUCCAACUGGAGACUUGGCUGUUGCCAUGUGUUAACAGAAGCUGUGUCAGGUCAGAAAAUUGACUGCAGCACCAAUUGAAACACUGUGGAUCAGAGAGAUGAACAAGUUCAUUGUCUUUUCUGUUGCCAGCUAUUGUAUGAGGUGAGGCACCAAAUGGUGCAGAACCAUCAUCCCAGGAGGACUUUAGGAAUGGAAUGGAUGCAAGAUCUCUGCAAAGGGAGGUCGUGGGAGAAGAAUAGUUGAUCCCAUUACUAGACAUUAACAUAACUGCACAAAAAAUCAUAAAUCUGUGAUUUUGUGAGACCCAAUCUAUUUUUACAGUUUGAAGUUCAUUUAGAGAUUAUGAUCAUGGAUUGUAGUGACAGUUGUGAUGUUUAGACAGCAGAGUGAUGCAACACUGUGGAAAGUUGCAAUGGCCCCUCCCUGAGUUUCCUGUUUUCAGCUUUUGGUGAUUCUGCAAGAUGUCUGCCAAGCCAUCAUUGCAACCCAGAAAAGGAAAGAAAAUCAAAGUUUCAACUUUUUUUUAACAUUUGCUCAUGAGAUGUGUACAUCAUUGGUUUCACCAGCAUUUUAUGCCCAUCACCAGGUGCCCUGGGGUAUGUAGUAGAGAGCUGCAUUCUUAAACCAGAUCAGUCUAUAAGGUGUUAUAGAACAUGGAACAUAAAACAUAGAACAGUACAGCACAGUAUAGGCCCUUCAGCCCAUGAUGUUGUGCCGAACUUUUACCCUAAACCUAAGGUCUAUCUAACCUCCACCCCUACCUUAUGUUAUCAUCCAUAUGCCUAUCUAAUAGCCGCUUAAAUGCCCCUAAUGAGGCCGACUCCACUACCCUCUCCGGCAAUGCAUUCCAUGCUCCUACCACUCUCUGAGUAACGAACCAACCUCUGACGUCUCCCCUAUAUCUACCUCCACUCACUUUAAAACUAUAUCCCCUCAUAAUAGCUACCUCCACCCUAGGAAAAAGUCUCUGGCUGUCCACUCUAUCUAUACCUCUGAUCAUUUUGUACACCUCUAACAAGUCACCUCUCAUCCUUUGUCGUUCUAAAAAGAAAAGCCCUAGCUCUCUCAACCUUUCCUCGUAAGACCUUCCCUCAUUCCAGGCAACAUCCUGGCAAAUCUCCUCUGCACCUUUUCCAACACUUCCACAUCUUUCCUGUAAUGAAGCGACCAGAACUGGACACAAUACUCCAGAUGUGGCCGAACCAGGGUUUUGUAUAGCUGGAGCAUAACUUCACGGCCCUCGAACUCAAUCCCUCUAUUAAUGAAAGCUAACACACCAUACACCUUCUUAACAACUCUAUCAAACUGGGUGGCAGCUUUCAGGGAACUGUGGACAUGAACCCCAAGAUCCCUCUGCUCCUCCACACUGCCAAGAAUCUUGCUGUUAACCCUGUAUUCUGCUUUCACGUUUGUCCUUCCAAAUAUAGAAUAUAGAAAUGGAUUGUCUGACAUGAUGGCACAGAUAUGUGGUUUGAAGCUCAUCUCAGGGUCAAACAUAAAACCACGAUUGUGGGCAGUCUAAACUUGGAGGAGUCUGUGAAGGGAUAUAGACAAGUUAGGUGAACAGGCAAAAAUUUGACAAAUGAAGUAUAAUGUGGAAAAUUGUGAUCUUGUUCACUUUGGCAGGACAAGUGGACAAACUAUAUAUAAUUUAAGUGGAGAGAGAUUUCUGAAUUCUGUGGUGCUAAGGGAUCUGGGAGUUCUGGUAUGCGAAACAGAGUACAUUAGUAUACUGGUGCAGCAAGUGAUAAGAAAUACAAAUGAACAAUGUUGUUAGAAGAGGAAUGGAAUAUAAACAUAUGGACAACUUGCUACAAUUGUACAGGGUGUUGGUGAGACCACAUUUGGAGAAAUGUUUACCAUGUGGUCUUUUACUUGAGAAAACAUGUAAUUGCAAUAGAAGCAUAUUGUAGAAACAUAUGAAAUAGGAGCAGAAGACAACCAUUUGGUCUCUCGAGCCUGCUCCACCCUUCAAUAAUUUGUAUUUAAAAUCCCACAUUUCCAGCAAUUUGAUAACUGGGUUAUAGUGGAUGAAUUAAGAGGAGGAUAGUAAUGAAAAACUGGAUGUUGUUGAUGAAUGUGUGAACAUACUGACAAUGUGCUAUUGGAUAAUGCUGCAGAGUAGCACCAUGCAAAUGAAAAUUUGCAUAAAACCUUGACACAACAGUGGGAAGAGAAGUUACUGGCAGUGAUAUUCUGACUAUGGUUAGAUAGAUGAGAACAGGGGAGGCAAACCAAUGUUCUGAAAUACUGGAAAACAAUGCAGCCAACUGAAAAUAUCUGCGGAACUGAAACUCUUUUAACCUUCUGGAACAGAAUCCAGAUAUCAAUCCUCAAAGAUAAUGGACAGUGAGCUGAAGUCUCCAUCUAAUUCUACAUAUUCCACAGGGAGAGAUGGAAGAGAACUGAAAUAGGUAGAAUUUUUUUACAGCUGCAGCCAUCUGCACAUGACUUUGUGCACUGAAAAGUACCCAAAAAAUUUCCAUGUUAAAAUUGCAAAGAGCCAUGUAAUUCAGGCCACUGAAAAAACAAUUUUUGUUUGGUUCUCAAACUCUGCAUAUUUGGCAAAUAUAAUGUUAAAAGCAUUUUGUGAAACAGUGCUGAACUACAUGCAAAAUGGGUCUCUGUCCUUAUAAUAUAACUAUUUAUCUCCAAAGUCUAAAAAUGGAACUGAUUAAACGUAAGUUUUAAUCAUAUAAAUAGCAAUGUUAGCAAGUCACGAAGAAUUUCUAUAAAAUUAAUGCAAAAAAAGGUUUCACAAUUGUUAGGGCUGCCCAUAACUGAGUACACAAAAUGGCUGUUAAGGCUGCCCAUACACAAAAUGACUGUGACGGUUGCCCACAACUAUUGCUGACAGCAACAUUUUCUCGAGGUCGCAAUUGAUCCAUAAGAAGAUAAAGAAAAAAUAUUUAAUAAGUAGAACAAUAGCAACUCUGUAAGCCAUAGAACAUUUGAAGCUAAAGACAAGAUAACAACAUUUGACAUUUGAUUCAACUCUGUAAGCCAUGGAUAAAACAUUUAACAUUUGCAGUUCACACGAAAGAUAAUAUUUGAACAAUAACACUUUAGACUUCCUCACACUAAUUAGUUGUUUAAUCAAUAAUUAUAGAUUAUACUUAGUUCAUAAAAGGAUUCAAUUAUUAAGGGAGGAAGGAAUGAUGAAACAGUUCCAAGUGAGGAAGAUGUGUGACUUAGAGGAAAGUUUGCAGGUGAAGGUUUCCCAAUGUCCUUCUAGCUGGUAGAGGUUGCAGGUUUGGAAAGUGCUGUCGAAGGAGCCAUGGUGAGUUACUACAGUCCAUCUUGUAGAUGGUACACACUGCUGUCAUUGUGCAUCAGUGGCAAAGGGAGUGAAUGUUGAACGUGGCAGAUGGGAUGAAAAUUGAGCGGGCUCUUUGUCCUCGAUGGUGUCAAAGAUUAUUGAAACAGCAUCCAUUCAGACAAGUGAUGAGUAUUUCUUAACACUCCUGAUGAGACUGGGGACAGGUUUUGGAGAGACAGGAGGUGAGUUACUCACCGCAGAACUUCCAGCCUCUGAUCUGUUUUUUUGUUUAAUUCCUUCACGGAAUGCGAUAGGUAAAUACCAGUUAGGCCAACAUUUAUCACCCAUCCCUAAAUGCCCAGAGGGCAGCUAAGUGUCAGUCAUAUUGCUGUGGGUCUGGAAUCACAUAUAGGCCAGAAACAAUUUUUCUGAAGAAGGGUCUAGGCCCGAAACGUCAGCUUUCCUGCUCCUCUGAUGCUGCUUGGCCUGCUGUGUUCAUCCAGGUCUACACCUUGUUAUCUCAACAGCUAGAUGCAAUUCGUUAGGUUGUAGGUGGGUGAGGGUCUGGAAAUGAGGGAAAUAUAUGUGUGUGGUUAAUGCUUUUUAUCUUCUCCAAAGUGGCAGCAUAUCAGUUGUUCCGUUACUUUGGCAAAUAACCAGACAAAAAUGUACGUAAAGUGGAAGUGAACUGGUUCAAUCAGUGAAGUACCAAGGGUUAACUGACUGGUUCAGGAAAUAGUCUGCACUAUUGGUGAUAUUAUCAGCAGGUGACAUUUAAACAGACAGAAAGAAGAAUGUAAAAAUGUUAAUUGUGACUUUUUAUUGUAUUGUUACCAAGACAAAAUACAAGGAAACCUAGUGCAGAAUUAAAAUUUGGUCAUAAGCCAACCAUAUUACACCUGUUAUGACUGUUCACACGAUGUAAAAAGAUAUAUGCUUUGCUAACAAUAUCAUUAGUCUGGAAGCAGAAAUUAAAUGCAACAUGUCAAUGCUGGCAGAAGCCUAACUUUGUAAAACAUAAAGAGACAAAGUGUUAACGGCCAACAGUUGGCUGAAUCAGGCAUCUGAAAGUUAGCCAGGAUGUUUUCCUCACCCUUCAAAUUCAAAUGUGUUGCACAUCAAAUUGCUGGAAAUGUGGGCUGAUAAUAGGGGCAAUGGGGCACUUAGGACACAAGACCAACAGACUCAAUCAAAAAAUUUAGGGAAUUUUAAACAAACAGGAAUGAUGGAGAAAGAUGUAUUUUAAGGUUAUAUACUUAAAUUAAACUGUCAUUAGAUUUUACUGAAACUCUUGCUCGUUUUCCAUUAGUCUGAUCAUGAAGAGCUCAACACAUACAAUGGACAGUUCUGGUGAACUUGCUAUUAAGUUGUCCAAAAAAGUGAGAUGCAAUUUGUUAUGUUACAGUCUCAAAAUUAGAAAUACAGCUUAAAAACAAAAUAAGUACUUUGAGGGCAAUAAAUUUUAAAUAAUUUGGAAGAUUUACUGAUGACAAUAUGAACACACUCAUUAGAGGAACCGUUAUAUCUUGGAAGAAAAAUUUAUGCAUUCAAGACAGACAGCACAAACCCACAUGCAGGUCUACAUCAGGAAAUGGAACAUUUUAAAGUUCUGUAUCAGUCAAUCAGUUGACAUAUCAUGUAGGUCAACUGGAAGAAGUGUGGUUUGUGACACAUUGUUUAAUAAUUUUUGGAAUUAGAAACAGUAACUUAGAUUUUCAUCAAGAUUGUCAAUAAAGAGUCAGCUAAUAAAAGACAACGUGUAGAAUAAUACAGGACUUUUAUUAUUGAUAUUUUAAUGAAAGGAAUGAUGUUGCUUUCUUACAAAAUUUGACUCAAUUCACUUUGAGUUUGAACUGA